Messenger RNA from Dibothriocephalus latus, 1305 nucleotides. The record is from the annotation of a GenBank genome assembly. Lineage: Eukaryota; Metazoa; Platyhelminthes; Cestoda; Diphyllobothriidea; Diphyllobothriidae.
AUGCUUGGCAGCGAAUAUGUGAUACCAAGGCUGUCUAAGCACUUUGCUUCAUUGCCUUCUUGCGCCAAUGCCACCAGCAACUCCUCCCUUUGCACUGGCAGUCCCCCAUACAGUUUUUUGGGAAGACUUCUGGCAAGUUUCCUUGACAGUAGAGAUGCUGUGGCUCCCGCCAGUGCCCAACUAACGGUUCUCAAAUCUGCCCUCUUUAAUGACCUUUCCCAAUUCAGUCUGAUUAUUACGCUGCUGCUCUUCUGGAUCUUGAUUCCACCCUGCAUCCAGUUCUUCGCCGGUGUCUCUGCUUGCCGACGUCGUCGAAACUCCAAAGCUCACCCAACUUCUCGUUGCCUAGAGAUCACUUUUAUACUCUUCUUUAUCUGUUGGCUCUGUUUUCACGGGAUACUUCUCGCCAGACUUGUGUAUUCCUCUUCCCAUGCGGACUCCGGGCCUCCCUCGCUUUCCCGAAAUUCCAGCCAAUCGCUUAACGCCAGGACAUUUAUUGACCGAGUGAACGCGUUGGGGGUCGAAUCCUUUCGGCUUGCGAACUCAACAGUCGAAAAAUCGAAGGUCACGAUCAACGAGCUGGUAUUGGGUCUGAAGUCUGACCUCAGCCAGACCGCAUUCGGUGAAAUCGGGGAAAUAACUGACCAGUUUUUGAAGUACACUGAUUUGGAGAGAGCUCUUGCCAUGCUACUGGAUCUGGCGCAAAUGCUGGUCAGUAGGCUGGAACGAGGCCUACAUGACCGCACCAGCGGUACGAGGACCUUCUUUGAGGAGUUUCGACUAGAGAGCAGUCUUGGGCUCUUCAACAUGCUGGGCCUCCUGCCCUUCAAUGUGAGCGAAGUGCUCGCGCAGUUACACGGUGCCGCACAGAUGCGUACGGAGCUAGAGGCAUCUCUUCGUCAGAAAACACAGAAUCUCUUUGCCUCGUUGCCACUACCACAGAACCGCAAUGACACGACAUGGUUGAAUCCCUACUUCAGUGGUAAGUUCUCGGUCGAUGCAGCGAGUCCGCGGCAAACAUGCCGGGAGUCUGCUGAGGUGGUCUUGAGUUCGACUGUUACCGCUGCCAUGGCCGCCGUCACCUCGGAGACGGAGGAGGAGAGUUCAGCCUCGGAAAGCGGCUUAUUGGAUGUUAAACAGAAUUCUGUGGAAAGGAUGAAGCUGCUGUCAAAGUCGGAAAGUAGCAUUUCCGGCAGCGUCAUGCAGAUAGUUCUCCCUAUCGCUCGUGAGGAGCCGGACUGCCUGAAGCUACUACCGUCCGUACAGGUGGUGAGUUCCGGUUUGACACUAAUCAUCCGGUUAUAA